AUGAGCGUUUUCUUACAUCCUUCAAAGACUGCCAAGAAACAUAAGUUGUCAUUCAGCCGUAAUUUGAAUUCUUACAAUAACAGCUACUUUCGAAAGAAAAUGAAACAUACUGAUGUAGUGAGCUAUCCAAUCAGAUGUGCAUUGUAUCCAUGCGCUGCAUAUUCAAAUAACAGUACGUUACCGCCCCUCCGAAAUUCAGCAAAGAAAGAUGGACAAUGGUCAAAAGUGGUUAAGUUACAUGAGAAGAUGCGUCCUAUUCGUCGAUAUGCAAUAAAAUAUUGUUUAACAACCAAGAUGAACUUCCCUGAAACCCACUAA
Messenger RNA from Loa loa (African eye worm), 318 nucleotides. RefSeq lists its product as hypothetical. Lineage: Eukaryota; Metazoa; Nematoda; Chromadorea; Rhabditida; Onchocercidae. The record is from RefSeq and is a predicted model, not a curated record. Bases 1 to 318 code for a protein of 105 amino acids. The transcript is spliced from 2 exons.